Molecule: messenger RNA, 1600 nt
Organism: Ceratitis capitata (Mediterranean fruit fly)
Lineage: Eukaryota; Metazoa; Arthropoda; Insecta; Diptera; Tephritidae
Gene: Nach
Product: sodium channel protein Nach
Exons: 7
Coding region: 1-1512 (503 amino acids)
Biological process (GO): sodium ion transmembrane transport
Cellular component (GO): membrane
Molecular function (GO): ligand-gated sodium channel activity
Source: RefSeq, a predicted model, not a curated record
AUGGUUCAGGCCAUAUUGAAGAAUUCCAAGCAAUCUGUGUCACCCUUGCAGGCGGCACUCAAGCGAACCUGGCUUGAAUUUUGCGACUCAAGUAGUAUACACGGCCUGAAAUAUACGCAGGAUAGAGACACAAAUAAAUUUGUGCGCUCCAUCUGGAUGGUCAUCACUUUAAUAAUGUUUAUUUGUGCCAUCUUAAUGGUGAUCAACAUUUAUUUAGACUAUCGCAGUAAUCCGACUCGGUUGAAUAUUGAAAAGAAUCAUGCACCAAUUGAGAGUCUAACAUUUCCGGCUGUGACCAUUUGCCCGGAGACAACUUUUAAUGUAGAACAAUCGAAGAAGUAUUUGGGAGAACUCACACUUCCGGCUGGUAUUAAUGUCACUCAAAUCAUACCGAUGUUAAGCACAUCUCAAGGCUUCUUAAACGACGAUGAUGUCUACAAUGAAACGCAUGUUCUAUUACUACAGAGCAUCCAGGAUCUGAACAACUUAAGCACUUUGAGCUUCAUGAAACACUUGCACUGGAAUUGUGAAGACAUCAUAUUUCGCUGCCGCUUCAAGUGGCAAACUAUGGACUGUAAGCAGCUCUUACAGCUCUCGCGCACCUUCUUUGGCUACUGCUGUUCGUUCAAUCUCAAUCAGAACGGAUUGAAUUACACUGCGCAGCAUGCUCGUGCCGGCCUCUUCAAUGGUCUCUCGCUGAUACUUCAAUACAAUGACACCGAUUAUGGUGAGAUGGCAACCUAUUCGGAUGGCUUCAAAGUGUUAAUCUCCGAGAAUGACGCAUUUCCGAGUGCGCACUCUAUCAUCAAGUUUGUACCCUUGCACCAGGAGACUUUUUUUUCCGUACGCCCAAUCGAGACGUACUGUUCGCGCGAUGUUAAAGAACUCUCCGUGGACCAGCGACAAUGCGUAUUGCCGCAUGAGUUUCCGCUGAAACAUUUUGAACAAUAUGUUGGUAUGAAUUGUGAGCUGGAAUGCCGCGUUCAGAAUAUGCUGGCGAUCUGCGGUUGCGUCACAUAUUUUUUCUAUGUAAACGACACGGCAGAGCGGGUUUGUUCGUUCAGGGAUGUACCAUGUUUACGGGAUAAUUUUGCCGCUAUUAUUGGACGUUCUCUCAAUAUGCAGUUCUAUUGCCCAAACACCUGCGAAAUAAUCGACUUCAAUGUAGAACUGACCAAUGCCGAGUUGAACAUUGAUAUACCGACGGUGGAUGAUUUUUAUAACAAUAUCCAGGCGAAUCAUACUGUAGUACAUAUUUUUAUGAAUAAUCAAGUAUAUCGGCGCGCAAGACGUGAUCUGCUCUCAAAUAUGGUGACAUUAGUUUCCAACUUGGGCAGCGCUUUUAGUCUCUUCGUUGGCGUUAGUAUGAUCUCUAUAGUGGAGGUAAUCUACUAUCUAACGGUUGUGUUGAGAAAGCAUUAUGUGGAGGAGUUAGAAAUGCGUGAAAAGCUACGAAAAAUUCCCAUAAACUGGUACAAUAAAAUGGAGAAAAUUGAUAAAGCAAGAAAAUAACUCAAAGUAGAUUGAGUAAUAACGAAAGGCAAGAAAAUAUAUAAAAAUUAAAAAUAAAAGUUAUAUUGUUAAAACUAUUAAAAAUAUU